UUAUUGGAGAAGGGUGCGUAAGCCGAAAAUCGGAAAUCGGAGUGUUCAAUUUACAGGUUACAGACAGGGACAGGCCCUAGAGUUUUAGUGUUCAGUUCAGCGAUUGCAACAAAGUAACAAAUCGCGUAUAACCUCAAAAUGUCUCUAAUUCGAAAUUUUGCGAUUAGAUUACCCAAAUGUUCGGGUAUAUUAUCGAGAUUUAGUACGACAACCGCGGAAACUUCAGCAGUAGAAUCAAGUCAACCGAUAAAACCAAUUAUAUCAACGAAAAAUUACAUGAACGAGAAUCUUCUUUAUCAAAAACGCCGGGAAGUAUGGCUUGAAAAUUUGGAUACAGUAGACGAAAAGAAGCUAGGAUUAGUCACUUUGCAUCCCGAUGUAUUUGCUACAAAACCGCGAGUUGAUGUUUUAUGGCACAACAUACGAUGGCAAAGACUUUAUCAAUACGUCAAUUAUACCCAUGUUAAAACGCGAGCUGAAGUGCGAGGCGGUGGACGAAAGCCUUGGCCACAAAAGGGAUUAGGAAAAGCUCGUCACUCGAGUAUAAGAUCACCUCUGUGGCGCAAAGGUGGUAGAGCUCACGGACCUCGUUCUCCAACUACUUAUUUCUACAUGUUACCGUUUUACACUCGGGUUGCUGGUCUAACCUCUGCACUCUCUGUCAAACUGGCCCAAGAUGAUUUACAUAUUAUAAACGAUCUUGAAAUACCAAGCACUGAACGUUCUUAUCUCGAGGACCUGAUAGAACGGAGAAAUUGGGGACCAUCUGUACUCUUUGUUGACAGCGAAGACAAAAUGCCAAUGAACAUGACCAUCGCUUCGGACGAAAUUAAACAUGUUAAUCUCAUGCCUGUUUAUGGCCUCAACGUGUACAGUAUGCUGAAGCAUGACACACUGGUACUCACUGAGCGUGCUGCCCGUUUGAUAGAAGAUAAAAUCUUGUAUCACCUGAACAGGAUUGACGCCAAAAAAGCUACUCAAAGAUAUAAGCUUAAUCAACACUAAGAUUAAAUUCACGCAGAAAUACGAGGGUAUAAAAUGAUUGGUACAAAAGUUCGUGAAAAGGAACAUGAUUAUUCGGUGAAAAUAUUCAAGGAUCAUCGAAAAUGAAUGAAAAAGUUGAAGAAUGCUCUUAUAAUAAAAAGUUCUAUAUCAUACGUA
This is a messenger RNA of Venturia canescens, 1161 nucleotides long. It is a transcript of the gene mRpL4, whose product is annotated as mitochondrial ribosomal protein L4. NCBI's taxonomy places the organism in Eukaryota, Metazoa, Arthropoda, Insecta, Hymenoptera, Ichneumonidae. Bases 139 to 1005 code for a protein of 288 amino acids. Gene Ontology annotation, cellular component: ribosome. Gene Ontology annotation, molecular function: structural constituent of ribosome. The transcript is spliced from 3 exons. Gene Ontology annotation, biological process: translation. The record is from RefSeq and is a predicted model, not a curated record.